AUGGCAAUCACCGGACAAAAUGCUCUGAUUACCGGAGCCUCGAUGGGCAUUGGCGAAGCGACAGCAAGAGCUCUCGCCAAAUCAGGUGCAAACCUGAUCUUGCUGUCUCGCUCUGAGGACAAAUUAGCCAAGCUCGCAGACGAGCUGAACAAGGAAUACCCACAAAUCAAAGCUAUCUACCGAGCAGCAGAUGUGGGCAACUAUGAAGAGGUUGAUGCCGCGGUCAAGUCAUCUAUCAGCGAGCUAGGUGGCAUAGAUAUCCUGAUCAACAACGCUGGCCUUGCAAUUGGCGCUCCUAAAGCUUUCCACGAACUCGAGAUUUCAGAAAUCCUGACCAUGAACUCUACGAACAUCAAUGGCCCAAUGUUCGUAACUCACUCUGUCCUGAACCGAUCUAUGCUCUCCCGCAAGGCCGGGACAAUCAUCAAUGUGACCUCCGUCACAGGCCUCGAAGUACCACCUUUUACCGGUGAAGCGGUCUACCAUUCCAACAAGGCUGCGCAAGAGGGCUUCACAAAUUCUCUGCGUAAUGAAUUGUGCGGCACCAAUAUCAGAGUACUGGCCUUGCGGCCUGGUGUUGUUGCGGGCCAUUUCCAUGCUCAGCGUGUUGGAAACGAUCAAGCGCAGUAUGACGAGUUUUUGAAGGGAUAUACGCCACUUCUUGCUGAUGAUAUUGCCGAAGCUGCUGUCUAUAUGCUCAGUCAGCCGCUGAAUAUCUCCGUUAAGGCCCUAGAUGUUGUUCCUUCAGCGCAACGAUCUCUUACUGUUUUCGAUCGCAAGUGGAACGAGCGGACUGGAGAAUAA
Molecule: messenger RNA, 804 nt
Organism: Penicillium brevicompactum
Lineage: Eukaryota; Fungi; Ascomycota; Eurotiomycetes; Eurotiales; Aspergillaceae
Product: SDR family oxidoreductase
Exons: 6
Coding region: 1-804 (267 amino acids)
Cellular component (GO): cytosol
Molecular function (GO): oxidoreductase activity
Source: RefSeq, a predicted model, not a curated record